AGUCACUGCGCCGCGAGAGGAAGAGAGCCGCCAUUUUAGAUUACAUCCACACACGGCAGCAACAAAAACAUUCUAUGUGUGAGAUUUUUUUUAUUAAAUAGCCGUGAAUUUACACGGUUAAUAAACACACGUCUAUAGAGAGAAAGAGAAGAAAACUAAGUGUGCGUUCAGUUCACAGAGGGCUGAAAAUGUCCGUCGACAGGAGAGAUGAGAAAGACGGAGAAGUGAAUGUACUGGAAGAUAUUUUGACCGAUGCUCCUGACCAGGACGAUGAGCUUUACAACCCAGAGAGUGAACAUGAUAUUAAUGAGAAAAAAGGGUCUAAAAGGAAGCACGAGCGAGGAGACGGUAAGGAAGCGAAGCGCCUCAGAUCUUCAGGACACGCCACCAGACAAUCAGUUAAAAGAGGCGCCUCAUCUGCUGGAUCAACUGUUAAAAAGAUAAGCAAUCCCAGAGGAAGACAUGCACCUGAAGAGCUGUAUGAGGACAGAAAGAGUCACACUGGAAGAGGCGGUACAGCUCAGGCUGAUGUGUCACGGAGCAGAGAGUCCCAAAGACGGAUCAAACCCCUUAUGGAGGAGGUCCCUGAGAUACGGAGAACCAGUGAAGACAACACAGGCAGAACAAGCCGCUCCUCCAGAGAGGAGGAGGCUCAGUCGGAGGAAUACGCAUCCGAGCAGGAGACCGGCAGCACCGCGGCCUCCUCUGAGGGCAACUGCUCCGAGAUAGAGGAGGAGGAGGUCAUGGAGGAAGAAGGAGAGGAGAAGGAAGGGGAGGAGGAGGAAGAAGAGGAGCAAGACGACGAAGAAGAGGAGUACGAGGUGGAAGAAGAAGAGGAGGAGGAGGAAGACCAGCGGGAGGUGAAUGAACAGAACGACUAUGACACAAGGAGUGAAGCCAGUGACUCCCAGUCUGAGUCCGUUUCGUUCUCCGACGGGGAGUCUGUGCAUUCGGUCUCUGGCUCUGAGGCUUCAGGAUCUGAUAAGAAACAAGAGAAACUGUCCUCGUCUGUCCGAGCUGUGAGAAAAGCUCCCCCCGUCUUUAAAGAUCAAACCAGCAAGCUGAAGUAUAUCCUGAGAGAAGCCAGAUAUUUCCUGAUUAAAAGCAACAACCACGAGAACGUUUCACUGGCUAAAGCAAAGGGUGUUUGGUCUACUCUGCCUGUCAAUGAGAAAAAACUCAAUGCUGCUUUUCGGUCUGCCCGAAACGUUGUGCUCAUCUUCUCUGUCAGAGAAAGUGGAAAGUUUCAAGGUUUUGCCCGACUCUCUUCUGAGUCUCAUCAUGGAGGAUCUCCCAUCCACUGGGUGCUGCCCGCAGGCAUGAACGCUAAGAUGCUCGGUGGAGUCUUCAAAAUCGACUGGAUUUGCAGGCGUGAAUUACCUUUUACCAAAACAGCCCACCUUUCUAAUUCGUGGAAUGAAAACAAGCCUGUGAAGAUCGGACGUGAUGGACAGGAGAUCGAACUGGAAUGCGGGACACAGCUGUGCAUGCUUUUCCCCCCCGACGAGAGCAUCGAUUUGUAUCAGGUCAUUCACGGAAUGCGUCACAAGAGGAGGAUGCACUCCGAGCCUCGGUCUCGGGGCCGACCCCCUCACCGAGAUCCCGCCCCUCGCGACCUGGGAAGUGCUGUCGAGAGCUUAACUUACACCUGCAACGUUUCUGAUAGCAAAAUGAUAAGGCGUCGUCCUGAGGAAUAUGACAUGCACAACCGGAAGCGGCCCAGGAUUGAUUAUCCGCCAGAAUUCCCACAGAGACCAGGUUUUAUGCAGGACCCUCGCAAUCCACCUGUGGACAGGCGUUUCUCUGGUGUUAGAAGAGAUGUGUUUCUAAAUGGAUCUUAUAAUGAUUAUAUGAGGGAAUUUCACCACAACAUUGGACCUCCACCACCAUGGCAAGGAAUGGCACCGUACCCUGGAAUGGAGCACCCACCCCAGCACCCGUACUACCAGCAUCAUCAUCAUCCUCCUCCACCACAGGCCCACCCUCCUUACUCCGGACAUCACCCAAUGCCACAUGAUGCCCGCUUCAGAGAGAAAAGGGUUGUUCGCUCUUUUGCCUCCAGUCUGCACGACUACGACAUGCGUGUGGACGACUUCCUGAGACGCACGCAGGCGGUAGUGAGCGGACGUAGGAGCCGCCCACGAGAACGUGACCGACAGAGAGAACGUGACCGACCUCGCGACGGCCGUCGAGACAGAGAGAGAGAGCGCGGCAGAGAACGAGACCGCGACAGAGAACGGAUUCGAGAUCGCGAGAGAGAGAAGGAGAGAGGCCGGUACCGGAGAUAGGGGGAAAAGUGUUAAACCUGUAUAUUCCUUUUUAUUUUGUAGAUAACAUUAGUGUUUCUUUUUCGUUUUUUACAGUUGAACCAUUCGUCCGAAAGCUGAACUAAAUCUUAGUUUUUUUACUCGACCCCCUGUCGUUGUAUCAUGUAAGCAGUGCAUCAAACUGAACUGUGAAAACCAAAAAUGUUUUACCCUCCGAUCUUUUUAGUUGAUUUUUUAUCAUCUGUUCUUCAGUUAUACAUCAACUCCGUGUACGUUUAAUUUCGGAUCGUGAGGGAUCUUCCAGUUCUUUCUGGUUCUCACAUAUUUUAAGUGUCUGUGUUUGCUAGCUCUGCUCUUGUCUCUGUGAUCUCCGUUGUACAUUUAAAUGAAGUCAUAAUCUGUGGCACUGCUAAGUAUGACUGUUGUAUCUUGUAUGCUGCUUUAGCUUCGUCUAAAGCCAGAUUCGUUUCUGGUGUUUGGAUUGGGAAAUGAGGAUGUGUUCCUUAUGUCAAGUGAAAGGACAUUAAAUGUUAUGAAAAUGUUUUGUACAAUGA
This is a messenger RNA of Paramisgurnus dabryanus, 2821 nucleotides long. It is a transcript of the gene ythdc1, whose product is annotated as YTH N6-methyladenosine RNA binding protein C1. The record is from RefSeq and is a predicted model, not a curated record. Gene Ontology annotation, biological process: mRNA splicing, via spliceosome; regulation of alternative mRNA splicing, via spliceosome. Gene Ontology annotation, molecular function: N6-methyladenosine-containing RNA reader activity; mRNA binding. Gene Ontology annotation, cellular component: nucleoplasm. NCBI's taxonomy places the organism in Eukaryota, Metazoa, Chordata, Actinopteri, Cypriniformes, Cobitidae.